GCUCCGAUUACAUUGUAAUUAUUCAAAUAAAGACCAAACUCCUUUUUCUUAGUUAUUUAAAGUCCCCGAGCAUUCAGAGAACCCACCUGGUUUCCCUUCGCUUAAUUUCUUGUUAAGUGAGAAUGCACGGGUUGCUCUCUUGCUUCGGCCAGCCUCUCGGGCCUGUGUCCGGUGAUCCCGCGGAGGCUUUUAAGGACGUGUUCUUAAGGUACUCCGACAACGGGCUCAUGGGCACGGACCAGCUACGGCGGUUUUUAAUGGAAGUCCAAGGUGAUGAACUUGAAGGUGUAGGUUCUCAAGAUUUGGGGUUCAAAUGUUUCCAAGGGGGAGGACUUGAUCUUGACGCUUUCUUUCGAUACCUCUCGAGCGAUGAUAAUCCUCCUCUUGAUCCAUCUCUUGGAGUUCAUCAAGACAUGAAUGCUCCAUUGUCUCAUUACUUCAUAUAUACAGGUCAUAACUCCUAUUUAACUGGCAACCAACUUAGUAGUGAAUCUAGUGAUGUCCCUAUAAUCAAAGCAUUGCAAAGAGGCGUCAGAGUUAUUGAACUUGACUUGUGGCCAAAUUCUUCAAAAACUGAUGCUGAAGUUCGUCAUGGCAGGACACUAACAACUCCUGUGGUACUUAGCAAAUGCUUGAAGUCCAUCAAAGAACAUGCCUUUGAUGUGUCUCCAUAUCCAGUUAUUAUUACACUAGAGGAUCACUUAACUUCAAAUCUUCAGGCUAAAGUAGCAGAGAUGCUCAAGGAAACUUUUGGAGAUUUGUUAUUUUAUCCAUCAACUGAAUUUUUAGACGAGUUUCCUUCACCCGAAGAUUUAAAGUAUCGGGUCUUAAUCUCAACUAAAACCCCAAAAGAACUCCUUGAAUCAAAGAGCAUUAACGAAAACUACAGGGAAUUGCAAAAGGAAACUAAAGAGGUUGAGCAUUAUCACAGUGAGCAUUAUCAGAAAGAGGAAGAACACGAUGCCAAUAAUCAAUCUCCUAACCACCCAAUUGCACAUGAAUACAAGCAUUUAAUAUCUAUCGCUUCUCGAAAAGGAAAAGGAGAACUUAUCAAUUGGUUGAAAGGAAAUGUGAAUAAAGUCACUCGUCUAAGCUUAAAUGAACUAUUAUUUGAGAAGCUCGUAGCUUCUCACGGACCAGAACUUAUUAGGUUCACUCAAAAGAACAUAUUAAGAAUUUAUCCAAAAGGUACACGCAUCACCUCCUCCAACUACAAUCCAUUACCUGGUUUGAUGUAUGGUGCUCAGAUGGUUGCAUUAAAUAUGCAGGGAUAUGGAAGGUCAUUGUGGUUGAUGCACGGAUUCUUUAGAGCCAAUGGAGGAUGUGGUUACAUUAAGAAACCUGAUUUCUUGCUAAAAACCUGUCCACAUAGUAUGGUCUUUGAUCCUUUGGCAACUUCACCGGUGAAGAAAACCAUGAAGAUCAAAGUUUACCAUGGCAAUGGGUGGCUUUGGGACUCAAAAAAGACCCACUUUAGUUUAUAUUCACCACCAGUGUUUUAUACAAAGGUAAGAAAUAUCAGAUUCUUAUAUGAACUGAUAAUUACUUUUCAUAUCUAAGUUCAGAAAUAUAUAUAUUCACGAUAUGUUCAUAAUUUAUGCCAGUAUCUCAAUAUCAAUUAAAUUGCUACAUAAUCCGUGGAUAAAAGUUGGAAUCUUCCAUUUUUUACUGAAUAGAAACAGCUGUAC
Messenger RNA from Asparagus officinalis (garden asparagus), 1688 nucleotides. RefSeq names its product phosphoinositide phospholipase C 6-like. NCBI's taxonomy places the organism in Eukaryota, Viridiplantae, Streptophyta, Magnoliopsida, Asparagales, Asparagaceae. Gene Ontology annotation, molecular function: phosphatidylinositol-4,5-bisphosphate phospholipase C activity. Gene Ontology annotation, biological process: phosphatidylinositol-mediated signaling; lipid metabolic process. The record is from RefSeq and is a predicted model, not a curated record. The coding region runs from base 123 to 1559 and encodes 478 amino acids. The transcript is spliced from 8 exons.